Messenger RNA from Aspergillus vadensis CBS 113365, 631 nucleotides. RefSeq names its product Dabb family protein. The record is from RefSeq and is a predicted model, not a curated record. The transcript has 3 exons. Bases 224 to 559 code for a protein of 111 amino acids. Lineage: Eukaryota; Fungi; Ascomycota; Eurotiomycetes; Eurotiales; Aspergillaceae.
UGCACGAGCAAGGGUACCAGAAAUUUCCAUUCUGCUGACAUAUUCGCUUUGAGCGAAUUCUUUGCGUAAAUCUGUAGAUUGCUGAUUAAUGAGCAUCUUGGCUCUCUAGGAGAGGCGUUUGCUGCGGGAGGGAUUUCAGUUUUCGGGAAUAAAUAGAUAGCUCUACUAUAGUGCUAGGUUGUCUUCUCUUGUACCAUCAUAGACCCUCUUACUGUUGAGCAAAAUGCAGGUCACUCACAUUGUCCUACUCCAAUUCAACCCCGACGUUACUCCCGAUGUUAGGGAAGAUGUCGCCAGUCAAGUCAGGGGUCUGCGCGAGUCGUGCAUCCACCCGGACACUGGCAAGCCAUACAUCGUUUCCAUGAAGGCUGGCGCUGAUGUUUCCAUCGAGGGUCUUCAGAACGGCAUCAGCCAUGCAUUUGUCUCCGUCUUCGAAAAUACCGCGGACCGUGACUACUUCGUGAACAAAGACCCGGCGCAUAUCGCGCUCGUGCAGAAUGUCAAGCAUCAUCUGGCUAAGGUCCAGGUUGUGGACUUUGUUGAUGGGAAACUUAUUUAAGUGCUAUAUAAGGCUCCUGGGUUGUUUAAUGGGAUUUUGGUCGUGUAAGUUGUUUAAAUUGGGCAUGUUGGG